GCUCAGUCAGGAGAGCUGGCUGGCAGAAACGAGAUGCUUUUUUUAAUCAGUGAGAGAUGCGGUUGUGAAUUCAGCCGCCCCCCUCCAUCAGCCCCUGCUGCUUUGGUGUCCCAGGGCAGCAUCCCCGGCCCUGCAGCAGCUCCUUCCUCCUCGCACAAUUCCCAGGGACGGCAGCUCCAAUAAGCGCAGGCAGCCGAAAUGAUUCAUGGAAAAAAUUUGCCAAAAUCAGAUGAUUCCCAGGCCGCCGAGCCCCUCACCCAUCCCUCUCCCUAUCCCCUCCCCUUCCAGCAGCAUUCCCUCCCCCACCCCUGAGCCAAGCAUCUCGGAGAAAGGCUGUGCCUGCACAGCCCGUGUGACAGCAGGAGGGAGCGGGAGCCGUGCCUGGAGCUGCCGGGGAAGGGCUCUCAUCCCCGGGAAGCGCAGGGAGCCCGGGGGCAGCAGCUCUGCCUUUCCCGGCCGCUCCUCCGCCGCUGCUCCGCUCCCGGGGACGCACCAUGGGAUGAGGAGCAGCCCCGCAGCCGAGCGAUGGAAACCACCGGCUGUGCCGCUGACCAAAAUGCACCAGCGGGAGACAAAUAACCCCCGAGGAAACCCUGCAGGAGCCAGAGCCGGGCUGCAGAACCCCCUGACUCCGGGACCGACCCCACUGCCGGGGGCUGCGCAUUGAAGACCCUGAGUCGGUUUAUUUUUUCCCCCGUGUGUCGCUUCUGCCGGGAAUCCGUUCAGCAUUCUGGCUCUCCCGUAGUUUGCCAGGAGCCGGCGAUGUCUCUCCAGUGAACCCUGAGCAUGUGAAAGGGAGCGAGGCAUGAGCGGAGCCGGCAUCCUGCGGCUCGCCGGGACGCGCAUUCUGUGAGGCGAGAGGUUAAAGUGGGAUCAUGGGAGGGAAGCAGGUCAAAUGCCUGACAUCCCCCAGCCCUGUCCACAGCGCCAAGAGCGAAUCCACCGUAGCCCCCUCCGAGGAGAAGGAGAGGCUCGUGAUCCUCCAGGCUGAAGAAACAGAGACUAAAACAGAAGAAUCCGAUUGCCACUUCCAGCCCGAGUGGCAGGCGGGGACCUCUGCAUCCUACCUGGAGAACUCAUGGGAGGAGCAGCUGCUGGAACAGCAGGACCACCUGGAAAAGGAAAUGGAGGAGGCCAAAAAGAUGAUUUCGGGUUUGCAGGCUUUGCUGCUCAAUGGAUCUUUACCUGAGGAUGAGCAGGAAGGCUCCUUUGAGCUUUCUGAGCGUGGGGCCUGCCCCGAGGAGCAGCUGAUCAUCAUCCGGAGCCGCCUGGACCAGAGCGUGGAAGAAAAUCAAGAUCUGAAGAAGGAGCUGCUGAAAUACAAACAAGAAGCUCGGAACCUCCAGGGAAUAAAGGAUGCCCUGCAGCAGAGGCUGAUCCAGCAGGACGCUGCUGUGCUGCAGCUCAAGCAGGAGCUGCUCCGAGCCAACAUGGACAAGGAGGAGCUGCACAACCAGAACGUUGACCUCCAGAGGAAGGUUGAGGAGAGGAACCGGCUCCUGGCAGAGUACAAAAAGGAGCUGUGCCAGAAGGAUCGGCACCUGCAGCAGCACCAGAGCAAACUGGAUGAAAUGCUCAGGCAGCUCUCCGAGGCCAGCUACCAGCAGGUGGAUUUGGAGCGGGAGCUGGAGCACAAGGAGGCUCUGCUGGCUCACUGCAUGAAGAGAGAUGCUGAGGAGGUGAUGGCUUACAGCAGCCACAGUGCCCAGAGCAAUGGUUUCCUCCAGACUGCAGGAAAAGGAGCUGCUCCCACAGCCCACCGAGGGAGCAAUGACCUGCAGCUGGUCCGGGAUGCCCUGCGCAGCCUCAGGAACAGCUUCAGCGGCCACGACCCGCAGCACCACACCAUCGACAGCCUGGAGCAGGGCAUCUCCAGCCUCAUGGAGCGCCUGCACCGCCUGGAGACGCACAAGAGGCAGGAGAGGAGGGGCCGGGGGAAAUCACCAGCAAGCAGAGCCACCAACGAGUGCAGGGACUCGUGGCCCCCCAAAUCCAAGCUGCCUCACUCUCAGAGCACACCCGUGAUGAGCACCAGUGCCUGCACCAAAGUGUUGUACUUCACCGACCGCUCCCUCACCCCCUUCAUGGUCAGCAUACCAAAGAGGUUAGGGGAAGUGACUCUGAAGGAUUUCAAGGCAGCCAUCGAUCGGGAGGGAACCCACCGGUACCACUUCAAAGCCCUGGAUCCAGAGUUUGGCACAGUGAAGGAGGAGGUGUUCCAUGACGAUGACAUCAUUCCUGGCUGGGAGGGGAAAAUCGUGGCCUGGGUGGAAGAAGACCACGGGGAGAAUUAAUGGAGCUUUCAAGUGCUGUUUCUAUGGAAACUGUGACUGUGUGCAGAGCUCACAGAGUGACCGAGGAGCUCGCCCGCCGGGAGGAGGGCAAGCCAAGCUGCCAAAAAAGAGCCACGGGUGCUGCUGCUUGUGUUCACCUGAGGCUGGGGACACAAACACCCUGCCAGCAAAACCCUGGAGGCCUUAAGGAUGCUCAGCCCCCUGCUCCUGCUCCUCCAGCCCUGCCUGCUGUGCUGCACGCUCUGCCGGGCAUCUCCUGCACUGGUGGCACAGAAAUCUGCACUGGUGGCACAGAAAUCUGCACCCAUGGCACAGAAAUCUGCACCCAUGGCACAGAAAUCUGCAGCCAUGGCACAGAAAUCUGCA
Molecule: messenger RNA, 2660 nt
Organism: Malurus melanocephalus (red-backed fairy wren)
Lineage: Eukaryota; Metazoa; Chordata; Aves; Passeriformes; Maluridae
Gene: DIXDC1
Product: DIX domain containing 1
Exons: 16
Coding region: 876-2294 (472 amino acids)
Biological process (GO): canonical Wnt signaling pathway
Cellular component (GO): cytosol
Source: RefSeq, a predicted model, not a curated record